AUGCCUACACCACUUCCUUCGAGCUUCGCGUCAGCCGCCGCUGGCAACACCCAAGACCCCAGUAGGAGAGGGGAUGGAGGUGCCGGUGGAGAAUGGUCCCGCACUCGCAUGAACGGAGCCACUCAAACCUUCCGACGCCCAUCUGUCGCUACCAACCCGUCUCACACCCGGGAGGGUAGCCAGCCUGCAUCUGCCUCGACGCUUACCUCCGGAGCCUACAUGCCUCCCCACAUGAGCUCAAAUACUACGUCUAGCGCCAUGCGGAACGGGGAAGCCCGAUACUCCAAGGAUCAACUCCUGGAAAUGUACAGGGCACAGCGGGAGUCCGGGUCCUUGGGUAAGAACGUGGAGGAUUACUUUGUGGCCGACUGGGAUCCUCACAUGGUGACACCCCCCGUGAAUGGGGCGUGGGGGAAGCGGGAUGACCAAAAGACCUCCGCGGGGCCUGAAGUGUGCUGGGAUCACGGUGGCCAGGCAGAGCCGCUUGGCUUGACUGAUAUGUCUGAUGGAGAGAAAGAGUUGUUUUCCGCCUCGGUCAAUUCGCCUCUCAAGCCGCCGCCCACGAACGCCUCGAAAGAAAAUACUGCUUCAGGAACCGGUGGUCGCAAAGGGUCUAUUUCCUACACCCAGGGUCACAUUAAUAACUACAAUACCUCUUCCCCGAACGCCGCCCGUCCGGGCGUCCGACGCCGAGAGACUGGCGAUUCCGUCGGCAAUCCUAUGUCUCCUACCGGUUCGAACCCCCGAUUUUUCCGCGACGAAGCAAACACUUCCACUCCUCCCCCGGCUCUGUUGCGUCGUAAGACCGACUUCCGAGACUCCAAAGCGGACGAAAAAGUGAAGGAGGGCGGACCAGAUGCUGCUUCCCCCUUCGGUUCCUUGAAACGCAGCUCUACCAACCCUCUGAAUACAGCCGUAGGUGGACCCAACUCUCCUUGGGGAGCUGCGUCCGCCUCUCAAAGUGCCAAUUUUUCUCCCAUGGGCGCAUUUGGAGCUUUCUCACUCGGAUCGAAUGCCGCCGCGCAAACACCCACGACCGAGAAGAAGGCCGGAUUUGGAAGCCUUAGAGGCGAGAGUAGGUUCAAAGGCCUGCUUUCCAAGGACAGCUCGGAGGAUAUUGCGGGGUCUGCUAGGGACAAGGCUCUGGGCAACCUUGAGCGUCUUGCUGAGGAUGAGGCACACUCGCGCUCGCAGUCUCCAUGGGGAGAUGCGCUUAAGACCCGUGCUUCUCGGAGCGAAACCAAUCCAUUUGAUGAGCCUCGCAGUGGGAGUGCUGCCCUCGGCGGGUCUCAGGAUGUUGAGGUACCGUCCCAGGCAGACCUUGGUUUCGGUGCAUUCGGCAUGACAUCGAGCAUUCCCGGUUUCCGGGAGCUGAUGCAGAGCCAUGAGAACUCGCGAAACCCUACUCCUAGCCUUCUCCAGGGGCAUGAGCCGACUAGUCCGACCAAUACGAACCCCUAUCAAAGUCCGCACGGUGAUAAAACCGCAGUGGAUGCGGAUGAUGUGGACACUGAUGGAUCUGAUAUUCAGCAGCCCCAGCACCCUGGCCUGCGGGGCUUGCGUGACCCUGGCAAUCCAUUCGGCUCCAUGAAACGAGUCGGAUCAGGCAUGGAUCUGCCUACGAUCGACCGCAGCCAAAACUCGAGUGUCAACGCUAAUCGAAAUUAUCCCGGUCUGGGAAGCCUGGGUGGUCUCUCUGGCUUGGGCGGCCCUUCUGCGUGGUCUUCGGGCGGUGCUAUCGGGACCCCCACUCGCGAGCGUUCGGCUUUCGGUGCAUUCGCGGAUCCCAUCUUCGGAUCGAUGGGUGGCGAUCUUCAGUCUCCAAGCCUGUCUGCGCUUGGUGGCGGCGGCUUCUUUAGCCCGCAUGCCGGUAUUUCCGGCACCGCGAGCAUUGGUAGGUCUAGCAAAUUGGGCGCGCUUUUCUCUGGAAUGCAAGACGAUCAAAGCCGCCCUGAGUCCGUGGGUAUGGACGAUAUUAUGAGACAAGACCCGGCUCAUGGAUUGGACGGAUCGGCUAGUAAGCCCGGAUCGAACUCGGCCUCUCAAACACCCGUUUCGGCCGUUGGUUCUCUCCCUAUGAACCAUGAUAUUACUGGUACCCAGACUCCAGGUGGCACUGUUCCUUCCGCCCAGCAGCGGACCAUGGUCAUGCCCGAUCGGAUGCGCUGGAUCUACCGUGAUCCGCAAGGAAACAUUCAAGGGCCUUGGACUGGACUUGAGAUGCACGAUUGGUUCAAAGCUGGAUUUUUCAGUCCUGAAUUGCAGAUCAAGAAGCAAGAGGACAUCGAGUUCGAACCGCUCGCGCAGUUGGUCCGACGCAUUGGGAACUCGCGUGAGCCAUUCCUUGUCCCUCAAAUUGGCAUCCCUCACGGACCGGAACCCAAUGGUCCUCAGUGGACCGGUGCCAUACCCACCGGCUCUGCUCAACCUCCAUUCCCCGGCAGUUUCCCCAGCUUCGGCACGACUUUGACAGCCGAGCAGCAGAAUGCACUUGAGCGUCGUAAGCAGGAAGAACAGUAUCUGAUGGCUCGCCAGAAGGAGCAUCUCGCUCAACAGCAGGCUUUCAUGAAGCAGGUGCACCCUGGUGCUCCGGCAUCUGCCCAACCUCCACUUCAGCACCAGUCAAGUGCCCAUAGCCUUCACAGUCAGCCUAGCUUUGGCAGCAUCGCCUCUCCUGGCGCGUAUCAGCCUUCUCCUAUUCAGGCACCAGGCCAAGGGCAGCAGCAGCCCCAGCAAGUCCCAGGGUUCUUUGACGCCGCUGGACCGCUCAGACAAAGUGGGCUCUCGGGUACCACCCCCGGGAUAUUAGGAACCGAUAUCGGUAACCAAGAUCAGCUCGCUGCUCUUGUUGACCGUCUGAAUGUAGGUCGGCAGGAUCCGUUUGCUUUCGGUGGGGCUGCGUUCUCCGGCCGUCAGCCCGAUAACUUCCUCCACGCCCAACAAGUUGCAUCGAUGCUCCAGGAUCGAGCCCAGCUGCAGGAAGAACAGGAGCAAUCUGAUAAGAAUAACUCAGAUGAUCUCUUUGCUCAGCAGGCUCGCGAAGAGCGACUUCGUCAGUUCAACGCCCUACGAGCCCAGGAAGGUGACAUGGUGCGCACCGCGGAAGGUCUCCCAACUCACCCCGCUGCUGUGUCCAUGCAGCUCGAAGCUGAGGCUGCUGCCACAAGCUCGGAGAUCGCAGCAGAGAUGCUUGCCUCUGAGCCCGAAAUGUCUGAGCCCGCGCUCACUCUAUCACAGCAGGUUCAUAAGGCUGCCUCUGCCCAGCGCCAGCAGCAGCAGCAGGAGCAGGAGGAACAGGCACCCGAGUCGGUUUGGGGAAACAAAUUGGACCGUGCUAUGCCUCAGCCUUUCCCUCCCCCUCCCUCUGCCUCGCCUUUGCCGGCACCUGCGGCCCAGCGUAACCGCCAGAACGUCGCCGAUGCUCUCGCCGCUGGCUCUCGGUCCCAAACCCAAACUCCCAUUGAUGCGCCUGCCACAUCCGUUGCUCCUUGGGCCAAGGAUACCCAUGAGGUGCCCAAGGGACCUUCUCUGAAGGAAAUCCAGGAGGCCGAGGCUCGUACAGCUGCCCAACGUGAGGAAGUCGCCGCGGCCGCUCGUCGUGCCCAGCUGCUCGCCGAGCAAGAACGUCUCAGCCAGGCUCAGGCCCAGGUUGUUCCUGGUCUCCCCUCGUCGGCCAACUGGGCCAGCGCUGGAUCGCCUGGUCUCCCUACCGUGACCACUGGCUCCGCCUGGAGCACCAAGACCCAGCCUACUCCUACCACCACUGCCACUAAAAAGACCCUCGCUCAGAUCCAAAAGGAAGAAGAGGCUCGCAAGCAGCGCCUGGCCGCUGCCACUGCCGCCGCUGCCGCAACUGCGACACCUAGCCCUCCCGCGUCUGCUAGCAAGCGCUAUGCUGAUCUCGCCAGCAAGGCUCCUGCUCCUUCCGCUGCCACUGCCGCCCCCACUGUUUCCGGUGCCUGGACUACUGUCGGUGCUGGUGGCAAGGCUAAGGCCCUGCCUGUUGCACCUCUUGGCCCCCGCUCUUCCAGUGGAACGGUCCCUGUGGCACCCGCUGCUGUCCCCAAGCCUCGCCCAGUUGUUGCUACCCGCGCUGUGACUGCGGGCAGCGUCCCCCAGUCAAACCCUAACCAGGCUGUUGAGGAGUUCUCCAAGUGGGCCAAGCUCAUCCUUGGCAAGGGGUUGAACAGCAACAUCAAUGUUGACGAUUUCGUCCAGCAGCUGCUGUUCCUGCCCGCCGAGGCUGAAAUCAUUUCCGACUCCGUGUACGCCAAUUCUCAGACUAUGGAUGGCCGUCACUUUGCCGAGGAAUUUAUUCGCCGCCGCAAGCUAGCCGACAAGGGCGUUGUUGAGUCCGUCUCGCCCAGCGUUUUUGGCGAACAGAAGAACGGCGGUGGCUGGAGCGAGGUUGCCAAGAAGGGCUCGACCGCUAGCGCUACCCCCCAGACUCCCCGUGAAGAAGAAGCUGCUAGCGCUGCAUUCAAGGUUGUCGCUCCCCGUAAAAAGGGCAAGCGGUAA
Messenger RNA from Penicillium atrosanguineum, 4518 nucleotides. RefSeq names its product GYF domain-containing protein. The record is from RefSeq and is a predicted model, not a curated record. The transcript has 4 exons. Lineage: Eukaryota; Fungi; Ascomycota; Eurotiomycetes; Eurotiales; Aspergillaceae. Gene Ontology annotation, molecular function: protein binding. The coding region runs from base 1 to 4518 and encodes 1505 amino acids.